ACAGAGACACACACAGACACAAACACGCACAGAAGAAGAAAAAGAAAAGAAAAAGAUUCUUAGAAUCGUAUCGUAACGCAUUACAUGGAUCCAAUUCCAAAUCCAUUCGCACCCAAUCAUUCCGAUUCCGAUUCCGACUCAGUGAGUUGCUUCGUCACUGAUCUCUUCGAAUCUCGCUCUUCCGACCGUUCUCGCCCAUGUUCCUGCCAUGAUAUAAGCAUAAACCCCUUUUCUGGUGUCGUUUGCGAUCUUCAUCACGGGGAAUUAGGGUUAGGGUUAGGGUUUGGAGGUGGCGAUGAUUCGGUGGGCGAUAAUUCCGGUGGGCUUAGGGUUGUUGGAUUCGGUUCUGAUUCAGAUUCGAAUAGCGAGGAAGGUGAGCUUGAUAGAGCUAUGGAGUUCAGUUCUGGUGUUGAUGGUGAUGAUGAUAGGGUUGGUGUUGGUGGUGCGUUUGAUGAUUUCGAUGUUCGAUUGUGUUGGGAUAGUUUGUGUUUGGAGGAUCAGAGGACACUGAAUGAGAGUUUUGAAUGGGAGGAGGUAGAAGAAAGGGUGAAUGAGGUUGAGGUUGAUGGUGAAUCAAUAGCAUCUGGGUUUACGAAUAGCGGCGAAGAAGCAAUUAGGGACCUCGAAUGGGAGAUUCUCUUGGCUGUGAACAAUUUGGAUAGGAAUUCUGGUUUGGAACAUGAUGAUUCCAAUGGUGCUGAUUCGUAUUUAGCUGUUCCUGAAGGUUUUUUUUACACUGCUGAGGUUGAUGUUCUAUUUGGGCAGUUGCUGGAGAAUGAUAAUGGAUUGAAGGGUAGUCCUCCGGCCGCGAAAAGUGUUGUGGAGAAUCUUCCUCUUGUGGUGGUGGAGGAGUUGCAAGGGAAGAACGUGGUGUGUGCUAUUUGCAAAGAUGAGAUGUUCUUGGAGGAGAAGGUGAGGAGGCUUCCUUGCUCUCAUUGUUAUCAUGGAGACUGCAUUUUGCCUUGGUUGAGUAUUCGGAAUACUUGUCCGGUUUGUCGGUUUGAAUUGCCCACAGAUGAUCCUGAUUAUGAGCAGAGGAAAUGCCAGAGGGCUGCUCAUGAACUGUUGGAGCUUGCAGCACAAAUGCAAUUUUGACUUGUUGCUUCAGAAUUUAGAGAGAACGAGAGAGAAAAGAGAGAGAGUAAGAGCCUUGAACUCAUGUGUAUUUGAUAAAUGAUGAAUUAAUA
Messenger RNA from Gastrolobium bilobum, 1187 nucleotides. RefSeq names its product E3 ubiquitin-protein ligase CIP8-like. The transcript is spliced from 2 exons. Gene Ontology annotation, molecular function: ubiquitin protein ligase activity. The record is from RefSeq and is a predicted model, not a curated record. Gene Ontology annotation, cellular component: cytoplasm. Gene Ontology annotation, biological process: protein ubiquitination. Bases 85 to 1095 code for a protein of 336 amino acids. NCBI's taxonomy places the organism in Eukaryota, Viridiplantae, Streptophyta, Magnoliopsida, Fabales, Fabaceae.